UUCAGUUUCGUUUUUAGCUUCGGCGCGUCAGGCAGCAAUCGCAGCGCCAACCAUAAAAUAAAAUAAACUUAUAAAUAAAAGAAAAAAAGUAAACAAACAAUCGUGUAAUACACGCGCUUUAUAAGUUAAGUUAUAAACCCAAUUACGUGAUUUGCUUGUGCGCAAUUUAACAUUUUGCCGACGCUGCCUUCGCGCUGCCUUCACGCUGCUGAGCAUCGCUGUCGUCGUCGUCGCUGUCGUUGUCGUUGUCCGGCGUACACGUUGUUAAUACCGCCUCGUGGCUAAGACAGCUGUUAGAGUCGCAGCUGUCAGAAACAGUUGGCCAAAAGCGAACUGAGCAACAUAAUAACGAAUGCAAAGGCAACAGAUUCAUUCGAAAUGUAUAUGAAGUUCGUCGCUUAAGUCUUUUGUUUCAUCUCUGUGCGAGCGCGCGAAUCUCAUCACGCGCGAAUCUCAACGAAACAAAGUGUACAGAUAACAAGAUUGAAAUAAACGCGAUUGUUUACUAGCCAAACCAGAGGGAAAACCUGUUGUGCAACUAUUUCUAGCGAUUAAAUUCGCCUCCUCCGCAGCCAUUGACUACAGCGCCGGCUCCUUAAAAGUACAACCAGAGUAACAAAGAGAGACUUAGCAAGACAGAGAGAGAGAGAGAAAGAGCAAAACACGAGCAGCAUCUUUUCAUAAUGGCACCCAAGAAAGAGUCAACCUUGAGUCAACAGCAGCAGCAACAUCAUCAUCAGCAGCAGCAACAGCAGCCUGUCAUGGAUCUCGAAAGGAUUAAACGACACUUCAGUUGGUCGGAUCCAAGUGCCAUCGUCUCCACAGACUCCGUUAUGACGGCCACAAACAACGAUGGUGGCACACAGCCAAAUUCGGUUGCCGUUUGGGGCGCACCGGCGGCGGGACCGCGAAACACACAGGCAGCAGUUUCAGUGCGGCACGCCUUUAAGGCCUAUGGCAAGAAGAAGAACGCCAAUCAGGUGUUGAACAAUUUGAAUAUGACGGUGCCCAAGGGCACAAUUUAUGGCCUGCUGGGUGCCUCCGGCUGUGGCAAGACCACACUGUUGUCCUGCAUUGUGGGACGACGUCGCAUGGAUUCCGGCGAGAUAUUCGUGCUGGGCGGCAAACCUGGCACUCGGGGAUCGGGUGUGCCCGGCAAGCGUGUGGGCUACAUGCCCCAAGAGAUUGCACUUUAUGGUGAGUUCUCUAUACAGGAGACCAUGAUGUACUUUGGCUGGAUCUUUGGCAUGGAGACCAAGGAGAUUCUAGAGCGUUUGCAAUUCCUGCUCAACUUUCUUGAUCUGCCGUCCGAGAAACGUUUGGUGAAGAAUCUCAGCGGUGGUCAGCAGCGUCGUGUUAGCUUCGCUGUGGCUCUUAUGCAUGAUCCGGAACUGCUCAUUCUGGAUGAGCCAACGGUGGGUGUGGAUCCAUUGCUGCGUCAGAGCAUCUGGAAUCAUUUGGUGCACAUCACAAAGGCGGGCCAAAAGACGGUGAUCAUCACAACACAUUACAUUGAGGAAGCUCGCCAGGCACACACGAUUGGUUUAAUGCGUUCUGGACAUUUGCUGGCUGAGGAAUCUCCCAGUGUGCUGCUCUCCAUGUACAAGUGCAUCAGUCUGGAGGAAGUCUUCCUCAAGCUGUCGCGUAUUCAAAGCCAAAAGGGGGAUGUAACACACGUCAACUUCAGUAACAACAUCUCGUUGCAUGCCAUGGCCUUUGGCAGCAAGAUGGAUAAACCCAGCUCCAGUCAAGAUGGCGGCGUUGUUGGCCUUAAUUUCCACCAGAGCAAGGAGGUGCUCAUCAACGACAGCAAUGGCUCCAUUUACACGCUUAACCAGGAACCCUACAGUCCGCCUCCGUCGAAGCGUCAGAAUAAUCCCAACGAUGAGGAGAGUUGCCAGGAUUGCUUUGCCGAUCUCUGCAAGGUCACCUCCAAAGGCAAAAUACGUGCGCUGCUCACCAAGAAUAUGUUACGUAUGUGGCGGAAUGUGGGCGUGAUGCUCUUCAUCUUCGCCCUGCCCGUCAUGCAGGUGAUACUCUUCUGUUUGGCCAUUGGCCGUGAUCCACAGGGCCUUAAUAUAGCCAUUGUUAACAACGAAAUGAACAACACGGACACUUGCUUCUGGGAGGAUGGUUGUCAUUUUGCCAACUUGGGCUGUCGCUAUCUGAAUCAUCUGAAUACGAGCGUCAUAAAAACAUAUUAUACGGAUAUCGAGGAUGCAAAGGCGGCAGUGAGACGAGGCGAUGCCUGGGGAGCUGUUUAUAUAACGGAGAACUUCACCGAUGCCUUCACAGCACGCGCUGCAUUGGGACGAGAUUCGGAUGACGAGACCAUUGAGCAGUCCGAGGUUAAGGUGUGGCUGGACAUGUCCAAUCAACAGAUUGGCGUUAUGCUUAAUCGCGAUAUACAGUUGGCCUAUCGUGACUUUGCCAUGGGAUUGCUGGGACAAUGUGGCAACAAUCCUAAGCUGGGCGAUGUGCCCAUUCAAUUCCGUGAGCCCAUCUAUGGCACCAUGAAUCCAUCCUUUACCGAUUUCGUUGCACCUGGCGUGAUAUUGACCAUUGUAUUUUUCUUGGCUGUCGCUUUGACGUCAUCGGCGCUGAUCAUCGAACGCACUGAGGGUUUGCUGGAUCGUUCUUGGGUUGCCGGCGUCUCUCCGGGUGAGAUUCUCUUCUCGCAUGUCAUCACCCAGUUCGUGGUCAUGUGCGGACAGACAGCUUUGGUGCUCAUCUUCAUGCUGGUCGUCUUUGGCGUGACCAACAAUGGAGAUCUCUUCUGGGUGAUUGUGUUGACCCUGUUACAGGGCAUGUGUGGCAUGUGCUUCGGUUUCCUCAUCUCCUCCGUUUGCGAACUGGAACGCAAUGCCAUUCAACUGGCACUGGGCUCCUUUUACCCAACUCUUCUACUCUCGGGCGUCAUUUGGCCCAUUGAGGGCAUGCCGGUGGUGCUGAGAUACAUCUCACUGUGCCUGCCCCUGACGUUGGCCACAUCCUCACUGCGCUCGAUUCUGACGCGAGGUUGGGCGAUACUCGAGGCGGAUGUAUAUAUUGGAUACCUGAGCACAUUGUCCUGGAUUCUGGGUUUCCUGGUGCUGACGCUGAUCGUGCUGCGCGCCAAGCGCGGUUAGAGCUCGCCCUAUUCGGGGGAUUUACAUUUUAGUGAAACUAAUUUUAAAUAUUUACUUUUAGUUUCCAUUUAGUCUAGGACUAGGCCGCUUUUAGUAGUCAUCCUCCUAAUUCCUCCUUAGUUGUUUAAAUCCCAGAGGUCACUCGGCGAGUUUCUAUAAUUUGCUUUCACUUUUAUGCUCUUCUUAUUCUAUGUUUCUGUCACCCCUCUCGAUCUAUAACUAAAAAUGUCAUAAAUUAUUUAAGCACAUAUGCGAUGUCUCUCUAUUUUCAUUUUUAAUUUGCAAGUUUUUCCUUAUUUUGUAAGUUGUGCACAUUUUUCGUAGUUUAAUUUUUAAGGUUUAGGUACAUAAAUAAAUUGUUGUAAAUAUUUAGAGCUGCAACGCUAUCACAAAGCAUAUCCAAUAAUUAGCGAUGUUGCGUGUCAAAUUUCAUUUGCAAACCCCUUUUCAGAAUUUGAUUUUUCUUUUUAAAAUGGGCAAAAAGCACACAACCUAAUUUUAUAUAUUUUCAAUGGACUGUGAUUGUACUACGUUUUUUUUUGUUUUAAUAUUGCACAUAAAUUCAAGUUGGAACAAACCUGAAGAAAAAUGACAAAAAUCAGAAGACAAA
This is a messenger RNA of Drosophila innubila, 3738 nucleotides long. RefSeq names its product ABC transporter G family member 23 (gene snu). Gene Ontology annotation, molecular function: ATP hydrolysis activity; ATP binding; ABC-type transporter activity. The record is from RefSeq and is a predicted model, not a curated record. The transcript is spliced from 10 exons. Gene Ontology annotation, cellular component: membrane. The coding region runs from base 684 to 3128 and encodes 814 amino acids. Lineage: Eukaryota; Metazoa; Arthropoda; Insecta; Diptera; Drosophilidae.